AUGAGAGACAAGUAUCAUCCGGAGGCGGAUUUUAUGAACUCAGAAUUGGGGAAAAGACCUUCGUAUGCUUGGAGGAGCAUUUCACAGGCAAAAUCGUUGUUAGAAGAAGGUCUAAUGUGGAGGGUUGGAAAUGGGGAGAAGAUCAAAAUUUGGAAAGAUAGGUGGAUCCCUACCUCUACUUAUCACAAAAUUCAAGACCCCGUUAGGGUUCUAUCCACAGAUGCUAAGGUUGCGGAAAUUAUUAAUCGGAGCACAAACUGGUGGGACAUACCUCUUAUUGAGCAAAUAUUCUCACAGGAGACGGUUGAUAAAAUUUGCAGCCUCUCGAUUUGCCCCAGAACCCAGGAGGAUAGACUUAUUUGGGCAAGUACGAAGUUGGGUUCUUUCUCAGUCCGUAGCGCCUAUCACUUGGAGAUGGAGCGCCGUGCUCGGAUUGCUGGGGAAUCGUCCUCGGCUUCUCAGUCCAACCCUUACUGGCAACACCUCUGGAAAAUUAAAGUCCCAAGAUUAGACUCGGAGGAGAUGGAGCUUGCUGUGAUUGUAGCCCACAAGAUUUGGCUGAGGAGAAAUCUGAUGGUUUUUGGGGGCUCUAUAUCGUCCCCCUCUAUUUUGGUGAAAGGUGCUAAAGAUUUGCUGGGAGAUUUUCGGAAAUCCUUCGAGGAGGUCCCAAAUCAGGAGAAUGAAAGCUCUAGAGCUAUUUCGCGGUGGAGCAAACCAGAUGCCGAAUUCAUCAAGUUAAAUUGGGACGCUGCCCUGGAUGUUUGGCAGAAUCGGAUGGGUGUGGGCAUUAUCGCUAGGGACGAGUUGGGCGAGGUGAGGGCAGCAUUAUGCACAGCGCUUCCUUACAUUCAGAAUCCUUCUGUGGCUGAAGCUUUUGGAGCGAGAAGGGCAGUGGAAUUUGCCAGAGAAAGGGGGUUUUCCUUUAUUGUUAUUGAAGGGGAUUCUCGUGAAGUGGUGCUAGCUUUGGGGAACUCAGGGGAUUGUUGUGUCUCUUACGGUGACUUAAUUUCGGACGCUCGGGCUCUGCUUUCCUCUUUCCUUCACUGGAAAAUUGCGCAUGUGGGGCGUGAGGGGAACAAAGCUGCGCACUGUUUAGCUAAACUUGCUGUCUCCCAGUUCAGUAGUAGAGUAUGGUUAGGUGUUUGUCCCUCUGCUAUUGUGGAUAUUGUUUGCUCUGAUAUUGAUUAA
Molecule: messenger RNA, 1188 nt
Organism: Alnus glutinosa
Lineage: Eukaryota; Viridiplantae; Streptophyta; Magnoliopsida; Fagales; Betulaceae
Exons: 2
Coding region: 1-1188 (395 amino acids)
Molecular function (GO): nucleic acid binding; RNA-DNA hybrid ribonuclease activity
Source: RefSeq, a predicted model, not a curated record